CAGAGAGCUUGUAACCACUGCACUGACCAGCCUCCCCCUAAUACAUCUGGGGGAAACUUUCACCUUCAUGUCCCCAUACUUUGUGUCACAAUAGGAGAACGCAAUGGACCUCCACAAAAUCAUCCACAGUGCGCUGCACGAAUUUAUCCGGGCUUAUAUUCCUGAUGCAGAUCUCAGCACGCUGGACGAUGUUCUUCUGUCUUACAUCACUGGAGUCCUGGAGGAUCUUGGCUCCCAGCAGAGUGUUGAGGAAAAUUUCGAUGUAGAGGUCUUUGCAGAGAUGCUUGAAGCAUACAUACCUGGCUUUGCUGAAAUUGACAGUGUUAAAGUCUGUGAUAUGAUGUUCAGCCUGGCUUCAAAACUGGCCACAGCUCGGACCUCAGCUGACGAAGAAAACAGCGUGCCAAAGGAAAGGACAGAUGAGAUUUCACUAAAACUCACCAACCUGCCCAGUGCACCUCCACCAGAGAGAGAAACGCAGUGCCUUACAACACAGACAGAGGGCGCCACUGCCAAGGUGCCAGUGUCUGAGUGGGAGGCCCAGGAGCAGCACCUGCUGGAGAUGUUUCCCAAGUGUAGUCUGUCAGAGGCCCGCAGUGCCCUGUCCAUUGCCAAAGGAGACAUGGAGGAAGCUGUGCGCCUUAUUAUAGAGGGUGACGUCCAACUCAGCCCCACUCCUCUUAAUGUAAACCAUGGGAAGAGUAUUUCCUUACAACCAGACCAGAAACUUAAAGAGAGCAUCCUUGAGAAGUACAUGCUGGUUGACCGGGAAGAGGAUAAAAAAACACACCGGCCUGUCGCCCCCAAAGAUGCUCCAAAGAAGCUAGUUCGGUACCACAGUAAUCAGGUGGUAACCACAAAAGGAGAGCGAUAUCAGCUUGUGAAGACAAACGAGACAGAGGAGAUGAAGAAGACGUAUGUCAACCUCAAGCCUGCACGAAAGUACCGAUUCCAUUGAUGACAAGCACAAUUCUGUAAGAGCAGCUACUGACAAUAUUGUUUACGUUAUUUUUAAUGUAUUAAGUUGGUUUAGCCUUUAUUUGUUAGAUAUUUAUACCAACUACAGGUAACAACACAGAUAUAUGUUAGUGUGUCAGUGGCUUAUUUUUAAAAAUGUUACCGUUAUCUGCCUUGGUUAAAACAUUUAGUGUUUCAGUUAUUUCUCUUUCUUGUGGAACUUUUGAAAUUUUGUGUGAUAUUUUGGUGGGAAUGUUGUAACUUGUGUUUGUGUAUCAACAUCUACUUUUUGCCAUCUCAGCAGGUCUGAUGUUGCACUGACAGUCUUUUUUUUUGUGUUUAUUUUACCCCCCUUUUUUUGUUGGAUUCAUAUUUAUGACAUGAUGUUGUAGGGAUGAGUGUAUUUUCAUUGUUGUAAAUAGGUUCUAGUGGUGCUUUAGACUUUCCUCUGGAUUACAUUACAAGUCUCAACUGCUUUUUGUACAUGUGCAUGUUAAAUCAUCGAUGCCAAUUUCAUCUAGAAAGGUUUAUUUUUACAUCUCACAGGAGUGCAGUGCUGUGGACAUGUUUGCUCAAGCCUUGUGUUUUUGGACAGUUUUUAAACAAAACAGGUUUGUUUGACAGAGACAGAUAAUUUAAGAACAUUUGUACAGUCCUCAUCUAAGAGUUUCAUAUGUGGCCUCUCCUAGUUAUUGUUUACUUAUGAAGAUGAGACUAGUAUGUACCGUACUGAAUGUUAGGCAGGUUUACUCACUUACUGUAGCUGGAUAACUUUAUUUAACAGAUUUUUUUUUUCUUUUUAUCAGUCCAUUUUCCAGA
Messenger RNA from Scomber japonicus (chub mackerel), 1776 nucleotides. It is a transcript of the gene cuedc2, whose product is annotated as CUE domain containing 2. Bases 104 to 958 code for a protein of 284 amino acids. The record is from RefSeq and is a predicted model, not a curated record. The transcript is spliced from 9 exons. NCBI's taxonomy places the organism in Eukaryota, Metazoa, Chordata, Actinopteri, Scombriformes, Scombridae.